AUGACUAAGCACGAAAAGUCGAGCUUCGAUGGUCUGAACAUCGUCCGUGAAGCCAGCCAGCAUUGCAGCACGCCCACGACAGCCAUAUCGACACCAAUGGCUGCCAUGUUCGCUCCCAGCCGGGGGAAGGCAUUAGGACGAGCCAUUACGGCCUCGUCGUCUGGCCCUGUCACACUUCCUGGCUUCUUGGUGCCGGCAUGGCAGGCGACAGCACCACGAGCCACUACCGCACUCUUCUCCACGACCUCGAAACGGCCCUCUAAGCUUGGCCGAACACCUCUCUCGAUUCCUCCUGGAGUGGAGCUUUCCGUUGGAGAACCUGUUGCGAAGAAGGAUUUGACAUCGUACAAGAAGGUGUAUAAGAAGACCAUCAACAUCAAGGGACCGUUGGGAUCGCUCGAUCUCGAGGUUCCCGAAUAUGUGCAGCUCACUCAGGAUCUUGACGCCAAGAGCGUUUUGUUGAGCGUUCGGGACAAUGAAGCCAAGGACCAAAAGGCAAUGUGGGGAACUACAUGGUCUUAUCUCAGGAACUACAUCAUGGGCGUUUCAGAAGGCCACACAGCCAUUCUCCGUCUCGUUGGUGUUGGUUACCGAGCCAGUGUCGAAGAGCGAGGUGCCAAAGAGGAAUUUCCUGGCCAGCGUUUCCUGUGCCUCAAGCUGGGUUUCACGCAUCCCGUCGAGGAGGGUAUCCCCCGCGGUGUCACCGUUACGACUCCUGCGCCUACACGUAUCCUGAUUGAGGGAGUUGACCGUGAGGUUAUCAUGUCCUUCGCUGGGCGAGUUCGCAUGUGGCGUCCUCCGGAGCCUUACAAGGGAAAGGGCGUGUUCAUCAACGACCAAACGAUCAAGCUGAAGCAAAAGAAGAUCAAAUAG
Messenger RNA from Fusarium venenatum, 873 nucleotides. RefSeq names its product mitochondrial 54S ribosomal protein uL6m. Gene Ontology annotation, molecular function: rRNA binding; structural constituent of ribosome. Gene Ontology annotation, biological process: translation. Gene Ontology annotation, cellular component: ribosome; mitochondrial large ribosomal subunit. Lineage: Eukaryota; Fungi; Ascomycota; Sordariomycetes; Hypocreales; Nectriaceae. The record is from RefSeq and is a predicted model, not a curated record.